Messenger RNA from Blepharisma stoltei, 795 nucleotides. NCBI's taxonomy places the organism in Eukaryota, Ciliophora, Heterotrichea, Heterotrichida, Blepharismidae. The record is from the annotation of a GenBank genome assembly.
AUGACUUCUAUCGAAGAUGAUUUAUCAAUUUUAGCGACCGAAGAGGAUGAUUCCCCUAAUAGUUUCAAAGGGAAGCGCCGAUCUAAAAGAGAUCUUCAAGGUCGUACCUAUAAAUGCGGCUGCGAAAAAAUGUAUUUGAGUUAUCCAGCUUUAUAUACUCAUAUCAAAACUAAGCAUGAUGGGAUUACUCCGCCAGGGACAGAAACACCUAACUCUAUAGGAAAUAGAGGCAGAGGAAGGCCUCGCAAAAUGCCGAUUGAAAAAGAAGAGAAAAAUGAUAUAAAAGAGAGUUUAGAGGAGAAUCCUUUAGAAGAUUUAGAAAUUCUUGGCGGUCAAACAGACCCUAUAAAUGGAUUUGAUGACCCCAACUCUGAACUGCUGAAUAAGAUAAAAGAAUGAAAAAAUAAACCAGCAGAAGAAUUUUUUGAUAAAGAAAACUUAUCAUGUGACGAUGCAUUUGCGGCCUAUCUUAUAGAAAUUUCUGAAAAUAUAGGAGAAGAUACUUAUAAAAAUUUUAUAUUAUUCUUUGAAAAUUUAAGAAUUUGCCUCAACCUUAGAGGAUACCAACUUCACCUUGACGAAAACUCAGUUAAAAUUUCUAAUUACAGCAAAACUAAAGGCCCAGAAAAAAUUCCAGGAAUUUUCAAUUACUAUAUCCAACAAUACAUGCCUCUAAACUUCCCAUCUUUCAAUAAAAGCAUCGCCAUAAAAAUUUCCCUUCACUUUGACAAAUGGCUUCUUAAAAAUAACUUGACUGACAUGAAAAUUCUUUUAACAGAUGAAAUAAUUAACUAA